AUGAAGCAUCUGGUCUUGAUAUUAUUAAUUUUCAUAUCUGUCUGUUAUUGUGAGGAGGAGCAGCAGAAUACGGACCCAGAGCUUGCAAAUUCUGAAGCACGCUUCCGGCGGUCGCUGACGGAUGACCUCAUCAAGGUUCAGGAGAAAAAUAAGCUCGUCAACGGCCUGACGAAGUUGGAUCCGGAUGUGAAGCGGUUGUUGCUAGAUGAAGCCUCCGACAAAACAACGAAGCAAAGACGCGGCAAAGCCAAUAAGCUAAGGAAACAGAGAAGAGCCAGAUUAGCCAAACUGAGACAAGCGAGGAGGAAGUCGCACUACAACAAACCGAGCGCCCGGAAGCUGGCCAAGCUGCUAGCGAAGCGAAGGGCCGGCAGCCGUAAAAAUAUGAGAAAGCUGGCGAAGUUGGCGAGGAAGCAGGCUAAAGCCGCCAAGCGGGCCGCCAGAAAGCAGAGGAAGGCGCACAAACGAGGA
Molecule: messenger RNA, 471 nt
Organism: Mesorhabditis spiculigera
Lineage: Eukaryota; Metazoa; Nematoda; Chromadorea; Rhabditida; Rhabditidae
Source: the annotation of a GenBank genome assembly